CAUUCAUGCCUUGUCGUGAAAGAACAUGUGUGAAAGAAGCAAAACAUACUCUUCUUAUGUAAUAAUGAGUUGGAAAGAUAGUUUUGUUUCUUUUGAUUAGUUUGUCGUUUUUCGAAGAAAAAAAGUCUGACCAAGUUAAUACCCUCCACCCCAAAUCCGUUUAGGGGGAGGAUGCUAGCUUUGCUCUGAGUUUUAAUUCGCAGUCAAUCAGAAUAGAGCUUUUUACACGCACCGCUUAGCAAGUUUAAUCCAAAUUAAACCACUGGGGUUGAUGAUCUUAACUUCAUUUAUGGAGUGUUAACUUGAUCAAAAAUUCAAAUAGUACCCCAUCCUUUGCUUGUAAUACAUAUUCAUUACAUGGUCUAUAGAACGUAAGGUUUUUAAGAACUAUUGAGAUUUAGUAAAAUCGUAUAAGUGAAGUGAUGGUAAUAUAUAUAGGUAUCAGAUUACUCUCAAGAACCGCUGCUUGGUUUCCUUUUUCUAGUUCAAGUGGAUUUGAAAAUGGCAACUUGUUCUAUUUGAUCUCAAAUCAAAUUCAGCUUGCUCAAUAUUUGUGUAAAUUGAAUAGGAUUUCUUUACUAAUCAUCCGUGAAUAUAAGCCCACUAUUUAACAAGUGCCGCGGGCUACUUGUCAUUUUUUAUAAACAGUACUGAGAUUUAUUACCCAGUCUGCAAGUCUUGCAACCACAAUCAAUAAAACCGUUUUCCAUUACCCCGAUUGUAAACAAUUGUCAACACCUUUUAGCAUUUACUUUUCGCUUUGUGAAAUAAGCAGGCAAUUUGGACUGGGUUUUAAAAGGUAUUUUUUGACGAUCUGCUCUCCCAUGGCAUCAAAUUAUUGCAAUUGACUGGAGUAGUAUUGUUUUAGGGGAAAAGGUGUUAGGCCGCGUGGCAGAAAGGUCUAAUGUCAGAAAGUUUAUUUAAGAGAGUAUUCAGCAUUAAUGUUAGGUUAAAAUAAGCGAAAGAGCGUUGAAAACAGUCAGUUUUUGACAAUUAAAAAGUGAUUGACUAGAAACUUUCUAGCGCUCGGUGCUUUUGUCAUGAAUUAAUUGCCUUACUUUUUUUGUUUGAGGGAAUAGAAGUUUGUAUAAAUUAUGGUAUGAGAAUUAACAAGUUGCUUUUAUUGCGAAAUAGCGGCUGUAUCGCAAUAAAAACAAUGAAGCCGUUUCCUUCUUCCGGCUGAAAAGAUAUUGAAUAUAAAUAAUUCACGCUGGGAUAUUUGUCACUUUUUGACUCCUAAAUUGACCAAUAGUUAUUUUCGACUCCUCUGCCGUUUAAGCCGCUUCGCUUAUGGUGUUCAAAUCGAAAGCGCCGCCGUCUUCGCUUCACGUUAAAUGGUUUGAAAUGACGGGGAAUCCAUGAGCGAUUUCAAAUUCUAUUCAUAAAUAAACGUCCGUUCGCCUAAGUGCAGUAUCACCAUGCAUUUAAAUAACAGUCCAAAGCCUGUAACAAGCAUACGCCGGGAGGAAAUCAGAAUUCCCUUGGUGUGUUAAACUCUGCGCGACAGUAUUUUCAAUUAGAGAGCGGCGAGAUUAGUGUUUUCCUUAGUUUAUUGAAUUUCUGCUAUUUGAUGCGGAGAAAUUCUGAUGAUCCUCCACUGUAAAAGUGAGCCAGCAUUAACAGGCUUAUACAUUUCCAUAUAACCUUUCUAAUUUAUUUUCUACAAAUUUUGUACUAUAUAGCGGUGCAUGUUAUGCUAUUUUGUUAGGUUGCAAUUUGGUCUGCGUUUAGUGUAGCGAAAUAUAACAAGACCAGUCCACUGACCAGUUCAAGUUUAUUUCAUUGACCCGUGCCCGUGCGAAAGGACACGAUUUGAAUCGGCGUGGUUUUAUUGGGGCAAAAAGAUUGGAGGCUGGUUGCAAUUUCGAAACUAAAAUAAUGUUCUCUUCCCUUCAGCCUGUAAAAUCGAGUGAAAUAGAAAAGGAGCGCUUUAAAAGCGUUUAUUCUAGUUGCCUGAUUUUCAGCUUACUACCCCUACUGCCGCCGCUGCAGCAGCCAUUGAACUAGCUUGUCUGGUGUUGCGCCAUUGAAUUGAACACUUCAAUUUGGGAAAUUAAUGCGAUUUAUUUAAAUUUCAGCUGACAAAAAAUACCAAAAUGACUUGACUGAGAAAUAAAAGUGGUAGUAGUGUGUAUUUAAUCAUUAUAUUCUCUCUCUUUUAUUUUAACCAAUGUUACCAUUGUACACGUGUUCAUCGAUUGCUGCAGAUUUGACUAAUCUCCUUUAAUAAAGAAUCGAACAAAGAUUUUUCCAUCAAAUGAGAGGAAACAACCGUUUUCUCCACUUAGUACGGCAGAACAUUCCGCUAAUAUUACCCGUUCCCGAGGCUCGAACUGCUUUAUUUGACAAAAACAGUAGUAAGCUCUAAAUUUAGUGUAUCUACAUAUUAAAAUUUGUUCACUAAUUAGUUUCCGCCAGCCUUAUAAUUUUGACAGCUCUGCUCAAGAAUGCGAAACCAAUUCUAACCACAAAUUGGUGGUGAAAUUUCAUUUUCUAAUCGAUCUUUUCUUGCUUCUUCGCAAAAUUACAGAUAACAUUUUAGUUUUAUGCAUCCUUAAAACCAUUUUAAGCGUUUCUUUUUUUUGAGACGGCGUUUUGCGUGCGUGUUCGUUUUUUUUAUUAUAUCCGGCCAAUAUACUGCAACCAUACCAGUUUUUUGGCCAAAAUCAGCUUAUUAGGUCCUGUUAUAAUCUUAAAUAUUUUUUGUUGCUCUAAACUACACCCCUAUAGGGAUACCCUUGUUAAUUUCUUAAUUUAUCUGAGCUGCGAGUCCUGUGCUGAACCGACAUCACGUGGUGUCCUAUGUAGUCACGUGGUGUCCUUCCGAGCAGCAGCAUUAGUGAUGAAUUCGAGGCGCUUAAGUCGCAAUAUAGAGAAAAGAAUUGUACUCAAUUUCAAGUUGGACCCCAAGAAAUAUCGAGCCCAAGUGCCUACUGAGAAAGAUGUGGACCACGCCAGGAAGAUAGUGGAGGACUUGAACCUAUCAGUGGCCACUUUGAGACACCUCGUCAGGUGUGUGGGCAGUGGCUGUGACACUCACAUUCUGAGGGAGGACAUAGCCAGUGUGGCGGAGAGAGCGGUGACCAUGGCUGACACCUGCAGUGACCUUAUCGCACCCCAUAUCCGAAACGAGUGUCUGUUGCUACAUCCGCACUACCGCCUCUUAGGAACUAUGAUGACCGGGUGCAUUGAAUUGUUGGAGCAGGAGGUGAAUCGGAUGCACCACAUGACCAAACGAUAUCCUGACCCAGAAACACCUACUGAGGAGCACAUGGAGACGUGUGCCCUGUACCAGAGUGAGUCGGAGAGUGACUGCAAGGAGAGACUCAAGGUGCUACUCACCCGACUCAGGGACAUUCCACGCACCAAGGCGCUGCCAGAGGAGUGCCAUGGCCACAUCUUCGACGAGUUCAACCAGCGAAUAGCGAACCCAGGCAGGAGCCAACGACUGCUCUCGCUGUGUUUCUGCUGCAACUUCACCUCCAUCUCGCAAUGCAAGUGCUUCAAAAGAGGGUGCACUAGCUCCUCGGCCUAAUCACAUCAAUCUCUGAGGAGAUGAAUGUCCAUGUCACUCAAGAUUCGAUCACCAUCCGCAUCGAUUGGCAGAACAGAAGAAGAGACCCUCUCUUAGCCUCUAUCAUUAGCUUUUACUAUUCUCUCUCUUUAUACAUCUCUAUUUCUGAUUUGUGAUGAUAUUUUUCUCUUUUUAUUAUUUGCAUCUUUAUCGGAGAAAAUAUUACGAUAAACCAAGUUGACCUUAUUUUUACCCUUCUCCAGUUCAGAUGAAAGAAGUACACCAAGAAAGGAAAAGCAACUAUUUAAGCUCAGUAGAAAAUAUCUUUAACGAUGAUUUUUAUCGAGUGCGGGCUACGAGAAUUUGUGACAGCGUUUGAAUACAACCUGCCUAAAUCUCAAAAAUCCGGAUAAGUUAAUUGAAAGAAUAGAAUGAAGACAACGACCGGUUAAAUCAGUCAAUCAUAACCAGUUCAAAACAUGAGACAUAAUGCAGUUGUGUCCCAUAAAGGUUGCUGAGAGCGAUGUCUUUUGUGGGAUUUCACUACGAAUUAGUUUGACGCGUAAAUUGACAGAUAAUGCCUUUAUUCGGGUUUAAAAAAAUGAUUUUCCCGGUGUGUUUCGCAGCAGCACGUAGACAACCAAGCCUUGUAUCAGAUGAAAUAUUACAAAUUUUAUGUAGUGCAAAUUCUUUUGACGCUUAAAUGAAAAGAUGGUGGAAAACUGUGUUGACGUGUGUCAGCUGAAAAGACACAUAAAUGACGUGCAUUGUUUGAACAUCUCGACUGAAUUGAAGUACCCUUCAAUACGCCAACGUACCUAAUUCCCAGUCGCAUUUGAAAUGUACUUUUAAAUUGGAACGACACCCUAAAACAUCAACCUCAUUUUGUUAAUUCAGCAAUUAUUUCAUGUGGUGGAGUUUUGUUCACAAUGGUAGUUUUGGUUCUGUUCUUUAGCAUUAGUGAAAUUAAAUUCAGCAGAAAUACGGAGAAGUAGUUCAGUUUUGUUAAAAUUUUGCAUAGAUUAAUAUAUUUUCAAUGUCA
Molecule: messenger RNA, 4556 nt
Organism: Symsagittifera roscoffensis
Lineage: Eukaryota; Metazoa; Xenacoelomorpha; Acoela; Convolutidae
Exons: 6
Coding region: 2843-3535 (230 amino acids)
Source: RefSeq, a predicted model, not a curated record